AUGGACCCUGGACCACAACCAAACGAGCUUGCAAAUUUGACUCAAGUAGAAGAAAUGUUGAUUGCACGUGUCAGCCCCAUACUACAAGUUACACAUGCAACAGGCAGUCAAUAUAAAUAUAAAGGGCACAUGAUAAGUUUCCCCCAAAAUGUAGACCAUGUGUCGAAAAAAUUGCCACAUUUGAUAGAAAACUUACCAAUCAUCAUUGUUCGAAGGAGGGAUCAACAUGGAACAAACUAUAACUUUACAGUUAUUAGGGAUCGUGUGUAUAGGGCACUCAAAUACAAAAUAGAGCAUGACAGAUUUUAUUCUGAUGUUACAAUUGAUGAAAAUGCUCUCCAUCAUCUAUCAACAGAUUCUGAUGAGAAUAUUUUUAAUAAAUUGAAGACUAUGCAUAUGGAAUUUGAUUCAAAUGCAAAUGAGAUCAUAUUUGUGGGUCCAAUCAUCGAGACAGAUGAUGGUAAUAUAAUAGAGCACACAACAUCAAUGGCUUCAAGACCACCUAAUGCCCAGAGAGAAAUGGAAUUAAUCCAUGCAUGGAUUAAUAACCCUAAUUCAAAUCCUACUGCACUAAUUGAUUGGCCGAGCAUUGGUGCAUCUCCAAUAAAUGAAUACAUCACAUCAGGAUUACUUGAUAUGGCAUUUCCCACAUUGUUUCCAGAUGGCCGAUGUGAUUGGUUAGAACCAAGAAUGAGGCAUGUCCAUCUCCAUGAGUUUGUGAAGCAUUUCUUAUGCUAUAGAGAUCAUCGUUUUGGUCAGCACCCAAGAUUUAGAUAUUUUAUGAUGAAAAUGAUAAUGAGACACCGUGCACAACAUUCAUCUUCAGUAUUUGUAAAAAGAAGCUUCAGAGACAUGCCAAUAACCAUCAACAAGUUGCGUCAACAUAUGGAAAACAUGCCUCGCUCAAAUUUAGCUGAUAAAUUAAUGCGAUUUGGAACAUCGUUAAGGGGUACAAGAUCAUAUUGGGCUAAAUGUUGUGCCGAAUUGACAGAUAUGCUUCAUCAGAUUGGUUCUCCUACAAUAUUUUUCACAUUGAGUGCAGCAGAUAUGUAUUGGCAUGAUUUGCAUGCACGGAUGCCAGGAACGAUGCCAACUACUCCACGAGAAGCACAAAAUUGGCGAAGAAAAAAUGUUAUUAACUACCCUCAUAUAGUGGCACAUUACAUGCAUUUAAGGCAUUCUAUAUUUAGAAAAGAAAUUUUAGAAAAAGGGGUGAAUGUCAAAGACUAUUGGUCUAGAUAUGAGUGGCAACACAGGGGGUCCCCACAUGUGCAUGGGUUCAUAUGGAUAAAUGGAGCACCCAAUAUGGACACCAUAGACUGGUCAAAUGAAGAGGAACGAAAGAGUGCUAAACGCUUUUUUCAUUCAAUUGUUCAUGCAUGGAAUCCUAGACAAGAUCCACAUCAGCGAAAUAUAUAG
Cryptomeria japonica (Japanese cedar) is the source of this 1419-nucleotide messenger RNA. RefSeq lists its product as uncharacterized. The record is from RefSeq and is a predicted model, not a curated record. The transcript has a single exon. Lineage: Eukaryota; Viridiplantae; Streptophyta; Pinopsida; Cupressales; Cupressaceae. Bases 1 to 1419 code for a protein of 472 amino acids.